AUGGUGUAUCAGUUCUCUCUUAUGCGCCUGGUUGCCAUGGUUGCCUGUGCGCUUGCCGUCUUCCUGGCACUGGCACCUGCUGCCACUAUACCUAAGGCCGGUUCUGUCCCCAGGAUGGAGCCUGCUGGCCAGGAGCCAGAGAUUAUUUUGAAGAAGAUCAAUGUCAACCUCCUCGCCCCGAGAAGCAACUCGGAGUGUCCCCAAGACCGAAAUGUUUCUGGGAUGGCCGCCCGAAACACAAUAAGGAUUAAAGGCGAACCCGGUUGCGCUGUGGGGAGCUGA
Molecule: messenger RNA, 282 nt
Organism: Sodiomyces alkalinus F11
Lineage: Eukaryota; Fungi; Ascomycota; Sordariomycetes; Glomerellales; Plectosphaerellaceae
Exons: 3
Coding region: 1-282 (93 amino acids)
Source: RefSeq, a predicted model, not a curated record